This is a messenger RNA of Thelazia callipaeda (thelaziosis nematode), 456 nucleotides long. The record is from the annotation of a GenBank genome assembly. Lineage: Eukaryota; Metazoa; Nematoda; Chromadorea; Rhabditida; Thelaziidae.
CAACUAUUACAGGAAUAUAUUUCAUCUGGUAUAGAAUACCUUUAUUUUUCGCUUGCUUUAUCUUUAUUAGGCAUACUCGAAAUUUUUGUUAGCAUACAUUUGUACCGAUUAAAACGAAUUAUAGUUAAUUUACAAACGAUGCUUGGCCAACCUCCAAAUAAAUUUUGGAAGUCUUUAGGAUAUCCAGUUAAUUGGUAUUUUUCAAUUUGUUGGUACUUUGUUACUCCAGCAUUAUGUUUGGCUAAUAUUAGCCGAACACGUGGAGUACUUGCUUACGUUACAACUCUUGGUCCUUUUGUGAUAACUAUUGUUUUUAUGAUUUUUCAAAUAUUUGGGUCUCUGCGUAAAGGAGAAAAUAUCCGAUUGCUGUUUAAGCCUGACUUUCGAUGGGGUCCUGAACUUAGUAAUGACCGAGAACGUGCAUUAUUUGAUGAACGUGCCGGAAGAGUAAUCUAA